CAUAUGCGGUAAUUUAUAAAUGUUUCAAAUCAAGUUGGGUCCGGAUUAGCCAGCAGGUGGAUCCGGGUCCGGCCGGACCGCGGUCUGCUAAUCUGUGACCACUGAUUUAGACUUUAGAGUGUGAACCUGUAAAGUAGCCUUUUUGCUGGGAAAAGCAGAGCUGUUCUCCAAUGCAGCGAUAAGGCGCUGUCAUAAACCCAGUGAGUGAAAGCAAAGGUUAGCGUGUUAUUAGCAUGCUUUUUGUUCCUGAACAUCAGUAAGCUUCCAGCUGAGCAAGAGUUCGCAUUGUGUGGACAUGUCAACACCUGGCAGGGACGAGACACGCUUCCUCAGUGGGGUAGUGGAAGGGUUUUAUGGGCGACCAUGGACUAUGGAACAAAGAACAGAGCUCUUUAAAAGGGAGCACAUGUGGGGUCUGAACACCUAUCUGUAUGCUCCCAAGGAUGACUACAAACACAGGAUGUACUGGAGGGAAUUAUACUCUCCAGAGGAGGCAGAACAACUGGUCGCCCUGAUCUCAGCAGCUGAACAGAAUCAGAUUGAGUUCAUCUAUGCAAUCUCUCCUGGGCUGGAUAUCACCUUCUCCAACCCCAGAGAGGUAGCUGCCCUGAAGAGGAAGCUGGAUCAGGUGAAGCAGUUCGGCUGCAGGUCCUUCUCUUUGCUCUUUGACGACAUUGAGACUAACAUGUGUCCCGCUGACAAGGAGGCCUUCAGCUCCUUCGCCCACGCACAGGUAGCCAUCACCAACGAGGUUUACCAGCACCUGGGAGACGCCAAGACCUUCCUAUUCUGCCCAACAGACUACUGUGCUGCUUUCUGCUCCCCCAAUGUGCCCCAGUCCUCAUAUUUGCAGACCGUUGGGGAAAAGCUUCUGCCUGGAAUCGACAUACUGUGGACUGGUCCGAAAGUUGUGUCCCACAAAAUCUCGGUGGAAUCCAUAGAGGAGGUGACGGCUGUCCUGAAGAGGCCACCUGUCAUCUGGGACAAUAUUCAUGCCAAUGAUUAUGAUCCUCAGAGGAUGUUCCUGGGACCAUAUAAGGACCGACCCACUGAGCUGAUUCCUAAACUGAGAGGAGUGCUCACCAACCCCAACUGUGAGUUUUAUCUAAACUUCGUGGCAAUUCACACCUUGGCGACAUGGUGUAAAUCUUCACCUGCUGGAGAGGGCUACAGCGCUCAGGAGGCCCUGAGACUGGCCCUCUUAGACUGGAUGCAGGAGUUCACCAGCACCGAUCAGCCUGGAGGUGCUUGUGAAUCAGCUAGCCUAAAAAAAGAGCUGUCUGAUGAGGAGCCCAUGCAGACGGACGUGAGUGAGAGCCCCUAUGUUCCCGGGCCAGGAGAGAACCCGCUGUAUACAGCCGAACCUCUGACUCUGGACGACCUGAACCUGCUCUCAGACCUCUUCUAUCUGCCGUACGAGCAUGGGCCCACGGCCAGGAUGAUGCUGGAGGAGCUGGACUGGCUCAAGAACCACCGUCAGGCUGCUGCAGCUCCCACUGAAGAGUGGUGCGGCAGGGCGGGCAAGUUUGACGGCAUGUGCGAGGGCGUGGUGCAGAUGUUCAACCGCCUGUCAAACGUCCCGAACCGCAGAGUUCUGUACGAUCUGUACAACUACAUCUGUGACAUCAAGAGUGGGGUCGGAUUGGCACGAGCCUACGUUAAAACACUGGGAGGUCAGAAUCAACCCUCAGCCCAGUUGCUGAAUGACGAUCCUGAACCUUGGGGCUUCCGGGGAGGCCUCUCUGGGGAAUUCCAGAGGAUGCUGCCAGGACAUGGAAACAGGGACCUGUUCAAACACCCUCCAAUGACAGCAGUUUACUGCAUUCGCCCUUACUGCACCGAGGACAAGGUUGAGGUGCAGAAGAUCUUUAAGGAGAUGCAGACAGAGGGUGACGUCCGCCUGCAGCCUAAACUAAUCAGUGACGGCCUGUCAUCAUGUGAAAUCCCCCCCUCCCCACAGUGUGCUCUUGUUGUUGAGGAUGACUUUGGGGUUUGUGGAUAUGCGCUGGCACUCACUGACGCCAAACAAGCUGCAGGCUCUGAUCAGAGGCCAGGAAAUGACCCAUUAUUGAAGGAUUACCCUUCCCUGGUGGUAGUCCAGGUGCUCCCUCGGGUCACUGAUCCAUCCCCAGCUAAACGUAUGAUUUCUCAGCUGUUGUCCUCCCUCAGGAACAGUGGCUCCAGAGGAGUUUUCUGUGAGCUGAGGCAGAGCGACCGGAGGAUGCUCGACUUUUUCUCUAAACUGGGCUCCUUUAAACACAUUCCCAUGGACAAGAGCCUGUCUCAGGAUGCUGUUUUCAUGGCAACACAGCUCUAGUAGCAUGAAAGCAUUUGGGAUGAUGAUAAACUACUAAAAUCUCUCAUGUAUUAGCACAUUGGAAUAGAUUUUGUUGUAUUUUAAACCUGUAAGGUGUACGGUUGCUUUUUCAAUAAAUGGGAAACCUCUGAGUACUUUUUGUUUCU
Cyprinodon variegatus (sheepshead minnow) is the source of this 2463-nucleotide messenger RNA. RefSeq names its product protein O-GlcNAcase-like (gene ogal). Lineage: Eukaryota; Metazoa; Chordata; Actinopteri; Cyprinodontiformes; Cyprinodontidae. Bases 296 to 2317 code for a protein of 673 amino acids. The record is from RefSeq and is a predicted model, not a curated record. The transcript is spliced from 17 exons. Gene Ontology annotation, biological process: glycoprotein metabolic process. Gene Ontology annotation, molecular function: beta-N-acetylglucosaminidase activity.